Molecule: messenger RNA, 3238 nt
Organism: Cydia pomonella (codling moth)
Lineage: Eukaryota; Metazoa; Arthropoda; Insecta; Lepidoptera; Tortricidae
Product: semaphorin-5A-like
Exons: 2
Coding region: 2320-2826 (168 amino acids)
Source: RefSeq, a predicted model, not a curated record
CCACCAAAGUUUGGUUAGCGUUCAGUACUAAUAAAAACAAUCUAAAUAUAGAAUGCUUUCAUCAAUAAUUAAUUAAAAGUCGAAUUAAUUAUAAGUUAAUUAGUUAUUAGUUUAAUUAUAAGUCGAUUACUGUUUCAGCAAACUGCCUUGAAAGUGAUCAAAAAUAGUCGGCCUUUGACUGGUUUGUUUGUUCGUUCGUAUAAUUGUGACGUUAUUUAUUGAGACGGACCUUAUUGCCCAUCGCGCUUACGCCAUUAUCAGCGAUGCUCCUAUACCGGGUGUUUCCUGUAACAUGAGCAAUAAAUUAAACUGUAGGCUGUACUCCUCAAACUGACCAACAUUUGUUCAACAACUUUGAGAAAUAACUUAUGUUUUGAUUUUUAUUACACAUUGAAGUUAAUUCUAAGACGCAAUGUAUUGCGAAUUUUGUUAUGUUUAAAGCGUGACAAGAAACGUCAAAGACACUGAUGUCAGCGUACAUUGAAAAUAAUAUUAAAUUUUGUAUGAACAAGUUAAAAUAUAAAGAUUUCAUAAUUUUUAAAAGUUGUUAUUCAGAACUUAUAUCGUUUUAGGAGUACAAUAUAUGGUUUAAUUAUUUGAUCGUGUUACAGGAAACACCCGGUAUAAAUACAACGCUGCGCUACGCAGUGCGGCGUUAGCACCCUCGACAAAAGAUCCAGGUUUCAUAGAUAACGUCACAAUUAAUUCAAUUUACAAUUAAUAAGAUAAAUUUCAACCAAACGUUAAUUUCUCUUUAACUUUUAAUUUUAUGCACUUGCACUGAUUUUAAUAUUUUAGAGAACACUUUUAAAGCAGUUAACUGAAACACUAAUCGACAUAUAACUAUUUAUUAAAGCACUCUUUAUUUAUAUUUUACUAUUUCUACUGUUUUUAUUAGUAUUGAACUCAAACAAAAUUUUGGUGGUAACUACUGGGAAUAACAAUUCCCACCUUUUACCAGUGGUAACUUCUGGGAAAAAAAUCCCAGUAGUUACCGCCAAACCGAGUUGGUAACUAGUGGGUUUUUUCCCAGUAGUCACCUGUGGUAAAAAGUUACAUGUGGUACCGCAUGAAUACCAAUUUUGCCCAGUGUCAAACCGUGAGUUGUGUGUGACGCCACCAGAAUCAAUGUCGUUUCAACUUGGGUCACGUGACAUGUGUUAAAAGAUGUUUUAUCUACACACAUAUCAUAAACCCUCUAUGAUGCCUCCAAAUCUGUAAAUAAUGGCAAACAUUCCGAUAAACAGUUUUGUUACAGCAAAUUUCUUAUCUGUGAUGAUGUUGUUAUUGCUUCAUAACUGCAUUAAAAUCGAUUUGGUUAGACAUUCAAAUUUGCAACAUCUCUGAAAAAAAAAGCAAUUCGAAUUUACCUCUAUUCUAAUAUCAGUAGAGAUGCCUUUUUGUUCGAAAUGAAAUGUCAAUUAAUACAAUUUUGACAUAUCUCGCAUGUUAGUUUGUAUCGAUCGAAUGAUACGAAAAUAGGCCCCUGACUGUAGUUUGUCUCUGAAUUAAAAAAAAACUACUGAUGCGUGAUAUGCGUUGAAAAAGUUUUCAUUUGCCGCCAUUUGACGUACAGUUUAUCUUUUAAUUAGUUUUAAGUAUAAAAUGAGUAUGUUCUGUUGUUUUUAAAGUAACUAUUGCAAAAGCUGCGUGUAAAAUGACCGAUAAUAAUAUUUCGGUGAUGCCACCAGAUAUCCGCGAGUUCCGCCAAGAGAGCAAAGAUACCCCAACGUUGGCUGUAAUUUGGGUUAGUGAAUAUAUCAUAGAAAGUUUAUGAUAUGUGUGGAGAUAAAAUAGUGUUAAAUAAGAUAAACUGUACAUAAUUAGGCAUUAAAACACUCGUGUGACCCUUUUAAGAAACUCACUUCGUUCGUUUCUUAAACUCACGCUCGUGUAUUUUAAUGCCUUUUAUUAUGUAGCAGUCACAUAAACUACUAUUAAAUUCAAUAUUUACAAAAAUAUGUUCAUUAGAGGUCCACUAAAGGUACUUAAAGUAUGUCAUGUUCUUAUAAUCCAUAAGAAUUUAUUGGGAUAUUAUUCUGCCCUAAGAUUUGUAGAUGGAAACAACCCUAUUCUGACUUUAUUUGGACAUUGUGAAACUGGCCUGAAAAGGCCCUUGUAAAUCAAGUUUUAAGUCGGCAGUUAUUAUUCUUUAUUCAAUUAAAAUGUAAAUGUUAAAAUAAAUUGUAAAUGUAACUUAAAAUUAAAACCAGUUGUUUGUAUUAAGAGGUUUAUUUACAUUAAUGUAUGUGAUCUCUUUGGAAGUUUAGCAAUGCAAUUUAAAAGAAAAUUGACCAUCAAAACGCUGUCAAGCUGGACAUGUUUCCAUUGUCAGUAAUUUUUCUCUUCAUUCUUAUACCAUGUAUUUCCAGUCAUGAUGAUAACGAUGUUAUCGAAGAUGAUAAUAAAAUUGUAUUAAAGCCUUCAGAAUUGGCGGGUCUCGUAUUAAAAGAGCGAAUAAAGACAGAACUUAAGAAAACCAGAUCAUGCAGCAAACAAUAUAUGCACACAGUAAAGAGUACUAACGCUGACAUAGAAGACUUGCCGAUUACGAGCAAUAAAUUAGAAGAAAGCGAUAGCAACGAUGAAAUGUUGCUAAACCGCAAAGUGUGGAGCCGUUGGAGUAAGUGGGGCUCGUGUUCGGUGAGCUGCGGCUCGGGGUUCAUGGCGCGGCGGCGAGCAUGCGUGGCCGGCCGCUGCGCUCGCGGCGAGCGCGAGGAGCAGCGCCGCCCGUGCCGCCGCACGCCCUGCCCGCCAACCACGUACGAACCCCGCGCCCGAGCCACAGCCCGAGCCCCAAUCACCAAACCUUUACUUGUUAUAUAACAUAAUGCAACAAAACGGGCGUGAAUGCAUUGCAUAAGUGCCAGAAAUACAUUUAACGAAAGAGGAAAGGGGACGGCUGCUUCUCCAUACAAACGUAGUCCCCAUUUUCCUCUCUGGAUAUUGAAAAUAUUUUAACACGUUAAUAAUGUCAACAUCCACAGAGGAAAAUGAGGACUGCGUUAGUAUAAAAAGGCGAUAUCGCGCGGGUCCUCCACUUUUUCGUCUUAAAAGUAUAAUUUUAGAAGUUUUUAAAUAACAGGUUCCCUUUCCAUUUAUCCCAAUGUGGGUUCAGGAGUCCGUGCUUCAACUGUGGGGCUACAACUUCAAAGUGGAAGCACAUUUGAACGUGUGACUUUGUCAUAAUUAUCAUUUUGUAUGGGGACAAUGAACGUAAUAAAGUUUCAUUAAGGUA